Jatropha curcas is the source of this 1407-nucleotide messenger RNA. RefSeq names its product AAA-ATPase At3g50940. The record is from RefSeq and is a predicted model, not a curated record. Gene Ontology annotation, molecular function: ATP binding; ATP hydrolysis activity. NCBI's taxonomy places the organism in Eukaryota, Viridiplantae, Streptophyta, Magnoliopsida, Malpighiales, Euphorbiaceae.
AUGGGGGUUUUUCCUCGAAGAUUUGGUGAAAUCAAAACUUCAAGGUCUUCUGGUAUUGCAAUUCCUUGCAACAAAAGAAAAGGUCUUCUGGAACAGAUUUUUAUAGAAUUUUCUUGGCUUUUGCAUUAUAAAGCAUCACUUAAACAAAACCCUCCCAACACAAAAAUUCCUAAGAACAAAAUGCCCAACCCAAGAAUAGUUGUCCCCAUUAUAGCCUCUUUUGCUGCUUCAGCAAUAUUAAUUUCCAAAAGGAAUAUUUUUUUCAAAAUCUUCUGCAACCUUUCUCAUCAUUUCUCUUCUCAACUCACUCUUGUCAUUGAAGAAUUCUAUUAUCAUGAACUGUUUCUUGCUGUUAAUACUUAUCUGGGCAAGAAAUCGACAGCAUCUGCUCGAAGACUAACCGCAAUCAAGAAAGAGAUCGAGAAAAACAUAGCAAUCGGAAUAGAUAGAAAUGAAGAAAUUUUUGAUGUUUUUGAAGAUAUACAAGUAAGGUGGAAAUUGACUUCUAUAGAAGAUACUGAAGUUAGGUUAAAAUGCUAUAAUUUAACUUUUGACAAGAAACACAAAGACAGAGUGCUAAAUUCAUACUUACCAUACAUUAUGCAGCAAGCAAAGACUAUUGAAGAACAAAACAAGAAAAGAAAGAUCCACAUGCUUUUGGGUUCGACAUGGCAAUCAUCGAUCGAAUUGAACCACCCUAUGACCUUUGACACCAUUAUUAUGGAUACAGAACUUAAGCAAGCAGUAAUGGAUGAUCUAAAAACAUUCAUGGACGCAAAAGAAUACUACAAAAGAAUAGGGAAAGCGAAGAAGCGUGCUUACUUGAUUUACGGUCCUCCUGGAACAGGCAAGUCGAGCUUGAUUGCUGCUAUGGCUAAUUACUUAAAUUACAACAUACAUGAAGUAUAUUUAUCAGAUUUUCGACGCGGUGAGGAUAUAAGGAAUUUGCUGCUUCAUUAUAUCACCCGUUCUGUACUUGUCAUAAAGGGCGUUGAUUCAAAAACAGAAGCUACAGACAACUUGACUGAAGUUGAAAAACAGGCACUACUGUUGAAGCUACUAAGGGUCAUCAACGGACUUUGGUUGCCUCGAGGGAAUGAGCUUAUCAUUGUCAUUAAAAGUAAUGACAGAGAAAUGCUUGAUCCAACACUGUUAAUGCCUGGUCUGAUCGAUAUGCAGAUUCAGACAUCAUAUUGUACAGUUCCUAUGUUCGAGCAGUUUGUCAACCGCUAUUUUCGGGUUUUCUUUCGUAAGGUUCCUGAAGAAAUUGAAGAGCUGCUGGAGAAGGUUAAAGUAACACCUGCUGAAUUUGCAGUAGAGCUAACAAGAAGUUCUGAUUAUGAAGAUUUUCGAAAAAAGCUUUGCCAAAUUCGUUCAGCAGAAAUUGGAAAAAAAAUGAGAAGAUAA